GGUAGCUUCACACGGCGGUUUAAGCUGAGCUGGCUGUUGGCUGUUCCUGUCGACGACUUUCUCUGAGUGGGAGCAGUUGCUGUAGCCAGGAAGGUUUCUUCACACCGAGUGGAACGCACCCCGUGUCAGGCUGCUGUCCACAUCUCACACCAGUCGAGUUUAACUUCAUAACAAAAAAGAGCUCCAGCUCUGUGAAGUCGACGCCAUGGACCCCGCCAGUCAAGAUAUCAACCUGAACUCUCCUAACAAGGGCCUCGGAGUCGAUCGCUCAGACAACCUGUCCGAUGUGCCGGUGGAGGGAGCGGUGGGGAACUCAGCCAACCCUCUUCCCCCGGGCCUGACAGAGGAGGAGGCUGAGGAGCUUCACACUGAGCUCACCAAGGUGGAAGAGGAGAUCAACACCCUGCGUCAGGUUUUGUCAGCCAAAGAGAGACACGCCACAGAGCUGAAGAGGAAACUUGGCCUCAGCCCGCUCAAUGAACUCAAGCAGAACCUCACCAAGAGCUGGCAAGACGUACAAACCUCCAAUGCCUAUGUGAGAACCACUGAGAAACUGAGCGAGUGGAAUGAAAGACUUACCGGUUCGGAUCUAUAUCUGUCUGCCUCAGCCACUUUGGAUGACAUUACCCGCUCUGAAGCAUACAAGAAGACUCAGGAGACUCUUUCCCAGGCAGGACAGAAGACAAGUGCAGCUCUCACCACAGUGGGCACGGCCAUCAGCAGGAGGCUAGGCGACAUGAGAGCUCUGCCUUUCUCUAAUUCCUUUAGUAGCAACUAUUCCAUUCGCCACUCGAUAAGUAUGCCGGCAAUGAGGAACUCUGCAACCUUCAAGUCAUUUGAAGAUAAAAUGGGGAACCUGAAGUAUAAGGUCGUCGGCCCCAGAGGGAACGGGGACGCCGUCAGCUCCCCCACCGACACCACCCCCACUCAGGAGAACCCACCUUUCUGAAUGCACCCCACCUCCUCCUCCUCCUCCUCGCUGCCACCUUCCUCACAACCCUUAGACUGUACUGUUACCACCUCUCAUCGCAGAGUCACCUCAGACCUUUGACUCUCCACCUCAGCGACUCGCCGCCACUCGUUUGCCCCAAGGUCCGUAAACGGCAGCAGGCAGAAGUGAAGGACUCGUGGUGUUUGAGUUGUCAGCUUUUCCCCUCCAGCCCCAUCACCGCUGGUCCCAUGGCCUCCGCUCUUCUGCCUCGCUGCUGACAAAAAUGUUUUGUUGAUGUCUAAACCUGAAUAAUUUACCAGCCUCGCUUGGUGACAUCACUGCCGCCUGCCUCCACGGUCUCCCUAUUAAAUCCAUUUGUUAGUCCAAAUAAGUUGACACUCCUCCUUUUUAAACAAACUUGGCUAAAGAAAUGGCUAAAAAGGCAUUAAAAGAUGUCUCAAACUCAGCAUCUUUAAUUUUGGAAUUGAGACUUCUUGACACACUGGUUGAUUGCGUGGGAGUCUGAUAUCUAAAAAUUUACUCUGCAGGUGUAUUUUUUUUUUUUUUUUUGCGCUCCCAACUCAGAGUUUAGUGGCUAGGGUUUGUUCAGACUGAGGGUGGAGGAGGAUUUUACGGGCAUAAUAUAAAUGAUGGUGUAUUUGCUAGUUAAAUCUACUAUUCUCGUCUUCUUAUUUCUGACUACUAUCACCUACUUAAGUGAUGCAUUCACACUGUGAGCACGUGCCCCGCCUGUUUCUCAAACUCAUAUCCGGUUUGUUUCACAGCUCUGCGGCUACAUCGCAGGUUUAGCAUUUAGUGGUUUGACUUGGGGAGGGGUGGGGACGGGGGCCAAGAUCCAAGACAUCUCCUCCUGCUACAUGCAUGUGCAUAUCUCAUCUCAGUUGUACCAUACGAACCGUGCAAACACGGCUAAAGACACCCCAGGAUGUAAAAACAGAAAAAAACCAUUUUGUAUUAUAAACUAUUUUACACUGCUUUGCAUAAUGUUUUUACAUAACUUUUAUCAAUAUGUAUAAAUAUAUAUGAAUAAAUAUAUUGUCACCGAUACUGCCGAAUGGUAGUAAUCAGGUUGGGAGGAUGGAAAAAAACUAAUAAAAGCGGCACAGGGAGGCUGAACAAACUUUGAAAAUGGGGAAAACAAAGAAACACUAUGGGUCAGUUUCACAGAUGUCACUUCUUUGUCUGCCAGGAGUUGGGUUUUUUCUGUUCAAAGUACAUUUUGGGUCAAAAAUAACGUUUGUGAGACUGACUCAUGAAUGAGCUGCAGCGUUUUUGUACCCGUCUGGGCACAAGACGAAUCAAACCAAGGUGGGAAGAAACAUAGUUGACUGGUUUCAAUCAAGAAGUCAAACUAACUGCUGCCUUUGAAAGGAACUUGUGAGCGUCUAGAAGCUACUGGGGCUGAUAAUUUAGCAAGCUAAUGACUGUAACACCAUGCAUAUGCAGAACGUUUUCCUCAGAUAUGUAUAUAAAGGUAUGAAGAAAAACUACAACAUUUUGACAAAAACUACAGCCUGUUACUUACUAUUUACCAAGAAAGGACCUCCACCAUUUCUGGAAAUGGCUGCAAACAUGUUACAACUCCUCUGCAAGGUUGUGAAUAGAGAAAAGAGAGGCAGCAUUCACAGGAAUAAUUCUUGAAAGCGUGAAAACCCUCUGAAACCACCUCGACUGUGUUUCUUGGUCACCCAGGUUUGGCUGCUGCUUCCUUCUUUUUGUUAACAAUGUGAGACGAUGCUUUGCUGUGUACACUACCUGGUGAAUGUCGACGCUUCUCUAUCAGCCUUACUCACUUUUAAUGGCUCACCUCUUAUUAGAAUUUAGCUGGUAGAAAAGUAGCUGUUUUCUGUCUUUGUUCUACUUUUGUUUAUUUUUUUGAUUUAAGUCGUUACAGACUGCUUUGAGUGAAGGAAGGGGGAGUAAGCUUGAAGACAUUUAUGGUGCGUUCCAAAUCCCAUGCUUUCUUUGUCUUUUUCCUUUCAGCUGCUCUUGCAUGCAGUACGCAUCCAACUCAGACUUCGUCAUAUAAUUGCGGCUUAAACUUUGACCAUCUUGCUUAGAGAACCGUCACAGUCUGCAGUGCAAAAUGAGCUGUUUUGCGUUUGUGUGCCCUCGGCGGCUCAAGGUGGUUUUACAACACACUGUGACGUUAUCUGCUGCUGUGCAAAGGAUUGUGGGUUGGAAUGACCAGAGAAGCAUUCUGGCUUUCACACUGCAAGAUGCAAACAGAUGUAGCAGACAUACUGGUAUUUUUGCCAUAUUAUUCAUUCUUUUUCUGCCAUACCUUAUAGUAUGGGUCUUUGAACGCACCCUUAAAUUCUGACGGGUCACAAUUUGUGUCAUCUCGCUGUCCUAGCAGAAACUUUGCGAACAAAUGCACUCCUCUUAACACACAUUGAACGUCACUAAAUCGCACACGUGCUGCAUGAAGCCAAACUAACACGAACCUUUAACACAAAACGCUCUUACGCUUGUGAAACCUAUACCGCCUCAGAAACAGUGACAGUUCCCUGGAUUGUGUAGUACUGUCACUUUUCUCCUGAAAAAGAAGUUGUAGUCUUAGUUUUUGUUUUUCUAUGGUAGUGAAAUUUCCCAACAACAACAAAAAAGUGCACUACUACCAAAUAUUCUCCUGCAGCUUGCCAAAUUUGGCUUAAAAAUGUUGGUCAACUUGAGCCAUUACUGCGUUUUGUUUUUUUUUCUGGACAUCGAAGGCAUUUCAGCUUUGCCAAAAAUAAUAUUCACCUGUUAAAACUACAGAAACAUGUGGACAGGUGUUUUAUUGUGGGAUUAGAGUCAUACCUUUAAACAUUUUAGAAUGAUAAGCCUAUAAAACAGCUGAAAAUUAAUGAAACAGAAGAAUCUCCAAGUGAAAAAGUUGGACUCCAAUGAACAGAUGUGAAAAAAAAACAUGAUUUAUGGACACAACUUCCUGUCAAACUGCUUCAAAACUGUUGCCAGUGUAUUCAAAAGUGUGGGUUUUUUUGUUUUGUAUGUUUGUGUUGAUCAUUUUGGUAGAUAAUAUAUUCCUGUUAGCUGAUUUAUUAUGUUUUACCCUCAGUUUGAAGACUUUACAGAGGAUUUAUUAUUUGUGCUAUUAGUGCACCAUCACUUUAAACCAACUUGCCAAUAUUUAAAUAUCUGUUACAGAAUCUCUUUCUGUCUGCGUGUCUCAGCUUUGCCAAGAUGAAAACUCUCGUACACUUCAAGAAAUGCUCAUUUGAAGUCAUUUAUUUUAGUAUUGGCUCCUAAAAUCAUGUGUAUUUUCUUGCACAAAGUGAAGAAAUUCUCUGCGCGUGAGAACAAUAUGAUUUUUAAGACUGAAAUAAAUGAUUUUUCUUGCA
Messenger RNA from Amphiprion ocellaris (clown anemonefish), 4296 nucleotides. Its product is annotated as TPD52 like 2. NCBI's taxonomy places the organism in Eukaryota, Metazoa, Chordata, Actinopteri, Pomacentridae. The transcript has 10 exons. The coding region runs from base 206 to 949 and encodes 247 amino acids. Gene Ontology annotation, cellular component: cytoplasm. The record is from RefSeq and is a predicted model, not a curated record.